Messenger RNA from Theileria parva strain Muguga, 1116 nucleotides. RefSeq names its product DNA-directed RNA polymerase II subunit rpb3 (gene polr2c). The coding region runs from base 36 to 1100 and encodes 354 amino acids. Gene Ontology annotation, cellular component: RNA polymerase II, core complex. The transcript has a single exon. Gene Ontology annotation, biological process: DNA-templated transcription. Lineage: Eukaryota; Apicomplexa; Aconoidasida; Piroplasmida; Theileriidae. Gene Ontology annotation, molecular function: DNA binding; DNA-directed RNA polymerase activity; protein dimerization activity. The record is from RefSeq and is a predicted model, not a curated record.
CCAAAUUCUAAUAUUUGUUAAUAUAAAAUUUAAACAUGGAUUGGGCGCCAAGGCAGAUAAAGCCAUCAAUAGAGAUUGUUGAUUUAAGGAAGGAUCGCAUGGACUUCAUCCUCCUUAACUCCGAUGUCAGUACCGCCAAUGCAAUCAGAAGAGUUAUUCUCUCAGAAAUACCAUCAUUGGCAAUAGAAAUUGUUACAGUGCUGGAAAACACCAGUGUUUUACACGAUGAGUAUAUAUCGCAUAGAUUAGGGCUUCUACCAAUUGAUAGUACUCUAGCAAGUGAGUUUGAAUUCAGAGAUAGGUGUCAAUGUACAGAUAAAUGUGCAAAAUGUACAGUAGAUUACACUCUGGAUGUUUCCUGUAAAGAUUCUGACUCCAGAGUAGUUACGCAUUUUGAUAUUGUGCCUGAUGAUACCCACAGUAAAUCAAUUUACGGCAAAAAUUUGCCGAUGCCAAUCCCAAGGGCUGAUGUUACUAAUUUCAAUGGAGCAACAGAUGGAAUUCCCAUCGUAAAGUUAAAAAGAGGUCACUCAAUCAACAUGAAGUUAACUGCCUCCAAAGGGCUAGGAAAGUUUCACGCAAAAUGGAUAGUAGCUAACGUUAACUAUAAGAUGGAACCAAGAUUUUCAUUCAAUUCAUCUUUAAUGGAGCAACUUUCAUCUGAAGAGAAAGCUGGAAUUGCAGCAAGUUGUCCAAGGAAUGUUUUUAAAUACACGGGUGUAAGAUCUGAGGCCCCUUCCUUUCUAGGUCCCUCGGACAAAACCUUCAAGUUAGAUGCAGCAGGUCUUCACGUAGUUGACAAACUUGCCUGCAUAUACUGUGACGAGUGUAUCAAUUAUUGCAGGGAACUAGGACACAAGGAUCUCAUACGCAUUCAACCAGAUGAGUCAAAAUUCCAUUUCACCAUCGAAUCUACUGGAGCAAUUCCUCCUGAGAAGAUACUCGAAAUUGCCUUAGUCGUUCUAGAGAAGAAGUUACAAGAUCUUCAAUCUAACUUUACAGAAGCACAGUCCCGAACCUUGGGAACAACGGCAACUGCUCAGCAUCGGGAAGGGACCAGAGCUCCCCAACCUUCCACACCUUAUAUCGAUUUAGAUUAAUUUUUUAACUCUCUGA